CGAAACGAUCUUGCAUUGGUUUGCUUGCACUCGCAACAUAAACAUUAUAUUUCGAGAAAAAAAAAACAGAAAAGAUAAACGACCCAAGAAAAAAGUUCCUUUUUUUGUUCGUUCGCUCAGCAGACAUAAAUAAAAAAGAAGUUUUAAUUUUUUCUGUUUUAAUAAAAAGAAGAAACGCUAGAAUUUGUUGUAAUAAAAUUUGCUAAACAGGCGCAAAAUCAAUUUUCAUUUUAAAAAUAUUUCUAAAAAAAAAACAAAGUGUUAAAUUAAACCGGCACCGUUACACCGAGAAUAUUUAAAAUCAACACAAAACAACCGAAGUUAGUGAUCUAGAAAGCAUUUUUAGACACAAAUUCAACGCGCACAAUCGCAUUUUAAAAAUCGCGAGAGUAUCAACGCAGUGACCAAUUUAACUCGAGGAAACCCAUAGUGAUUUCGUUAAUUCGAAGAAGUGAUUUACUUUGAAUUCAUCGAUUAAAUCGAGAUCAUUCUUAUACAAAUUUUCUUUGUCCGUUAACACAAAAGAGCAAAUAGAAACUACCAAAAUGAUGGCCGUUGCAGCAGCUCAGAAAAACCGCGAAAUGUUCGCUAUCAAAAAAUCAUACAGCAUCGAGAAUGGAUAUCCAUCGAGACGUCGUUCACUUGUCGAUGAUGCUCGUUUUGAAACAAUCAUGGUCAAGCAAACCAAAGAAUCUGUGCUUGAAGAGGCUCGCGAAAAGGCUAAUGACUUGAACACAAGCAGUGUCACUCAAGCCAAUACUCAAGAGCAAUUCAAAUACGAUGAAGAUGCUCAGAACGAAAUACCUGAAGUGUUCAAUGAUGAAACUGAAGAAAAUGCCGAUAUCCCAUUGAAUAAUGAAACUUACGCUAAUGAUGUCGAUGAAGUUGAUGGCCCAAAUGAUGCUGGACUCACCGAAGAAGAAGUUGUGAUUGCAAAUGCCGCAUCUGAAUCGCCAGAGGCCGAGAAAGCCGUACAACGUGCCGCAAUUGUGGUUCGUCUUCGCGAAGGUAUGGGCUCAUUAGGCCGCAUUUUAAAAGCCAUCGAAACCUACCAUGGAACAAUUGUUCAUUUGGAAUCGCGACCAUCACAUGAAGAAGGCGUUCAAUAUGAUGUACUCGUCAAGGUUGAUAUGUCACGAACCAAUUUGUUGCAAUUGAUUCGUUCAUUGCGUCAAACCAAUUCAUUCGGUGGCGUUAAUUUGGUCGCUGAAAAUUCAAUCAAUGUUAAAGCACCAUGGUUCCCAAAGCAUGCAUCCGAAUUGGACAAUUGCAACCAUUUGAUGACCAAAUACGAGCCUGAAUUGGACAUGAGCCAUCCUGGCUUCGCUGACAAAGUCUAUCGUCAACGACGCAAAGAAAUUGCUGAAAUUGCAUUUGCAUUCAAAUAUGGUGAUGCAAUUCCUCUUAUUGAUUACACUGAAACUGAAAACCAAACCUGGCGCGCCGUAUUCCGUACCGUAUUGGAUUUGAUGCCAAAGCAUGCAUGUGGUGAAUACCGUGCUGUGUUCGCCAAACUUCAAGCCGAAAACAUUUUCGUUGAGGAUCGCAUUCCACAAUUGGAGGAAAUGAGCAAUUUCUUGCGUAAAAGCACCGGAUUCACAUUGCGUCCAGCAGCUGGUCUUCUAACCGCUCGUGACUUCUUGGCAUCGUUGGCAUUCCGCAUUUUCCAAAGCACACAAUAUGUUCGUCAUGUCAACUCACCAUAUCAUACACCAGAACCCGAUUGUAUUCAUGAACUUUUGGGCCAUAUGCCAUUAUUGGCUGAUCCAAGUUUCGCACAAUUCUCGCAAGAAAUCGGCUUGGCAUCGCUUGGAGCUUCAGAUGAAGAAAUCGAAAAAUUGUCAACGGUCUACUGGUUCACCGUUGAGUUCGGUCUCUGCAAAGAAACUGGCAGCACUGAUGUCAAAGCCUAUGGUGCUGGUUUGUUGUCGUCAUAUGGGGAAUUAUUGCAUGCAUUGAGUGGCAAGCCUGAAUUGCGCGCAUUCGAACCGGCCAGCACAGCCGUUCAACCCUAUCAAGAUCAAGAAUACCAACCAAUCUACUAUGUGGCAGAGAGCUUCGAAGAUGCCAAAGAGAAAUUCCGUCGCUGGGUAUCAAGCAUGUCACGACCAUUCGAAGUUCGUUUCAAUCCACACACAGAACGCGUCGAAAUCUUGGAUUCGGUCGACAAACUUGAAACACUUGUUUCACAAAUGAACACAGAACUGUUACAUUUAACCAAUGCUAUUGGUAAGCUCAAACAUCCCGGCUGUUAAAUGAUCCCUCCCCCCCCUGUUAAAACGAAUCACACAUACACUUUUCUUUCAUAUGUUUCAAAACACACAUACACGCCAUUCACAAUGGUACGUAUACAUCCAGAUAACAGAAUAAAAAAAACUAGUAGAACAUUUUCUAUCAAAAAGAGUUGUGAGAAAGCUAAAAGAAGCAAACAAUCAUUCUGAAAUCAUUUUGCAAGAGGGAAGUGAGUAAACACAAUAACAAAACAAAUGCAAGGCAAUGAAUCAAAUGAGCAAGGCAAAUGAUUAAACAUUUGAACAAUAAAUAAUACAGGCAUAAUUUUUUUUCUGAUGUAGAUGUAUGUUAGUUAAAAUAAGGAGAUAUAAAAAAAAGCUUAAAAAAAUGUGAAUAAAAAAAAUGUAUACUAUAUAAUCUCUUUCCAGUGGUUCCAUUAUGGAUGUUUUAUCUAGUGUUCGAAUUUAAACAUCAGUUAGUUACUGUUUAUUAAAUCACUGCAACCACUUAAUUCCGUAAAAUCACAAUGUUUUCUUUUCUUGCAACUUUCCUCUCUAUUUUUUUAAAUCACAAUAUUAGUUUGUCCGUUUUCCAAUUUGUUUUUUCAAUGACUUUACAAAUCAAUUGCUGUGUUCAUUCAAAAUAGUUAACAAACCUUUCAAAAUAACUCCAUAUGGUCAAGACCCAGCGUAACAUAUCCACUCCUCCUAAUUUAUUUUCAUUACACGUAAAAUAUUGCAUUAUUAUUUAUACUUUUCGUAUUUUUAUUUUAUAUGAUUUUUACGCAUAUUUUGUUCAACCCCAAAAAUGAACCUUCUUUUUAGAUCUUAUUUUACCUGUGUGUUUCACCUUUCUCUUUUUAUUAACUCUAAUUAAUUUAUUGUAAAUAAAUAUUUUGUCGGUAUUUUUAGCGACUAAGGCAAAAACUGCGAAGAAAAUAAAACGAAAAAAAAAUGAAGUAGAGAACAUUUGAUAUGAGGAUCAAUGGCAUUGAAAAUUUUAACAGUUAAACAUGAUGAAAACUGUGUAUUCGGCAAAUGCAAGUAAAACAGUGAAACAGAAAAUUUAUGCAAAUCAAUGUGUUAAAAAAAAAUCGGUUAGUUCUUCAGUGUAUCUCAUUAUUAAGUUUUACAGAAAGUUAUUGUGUAUUAUGUAUUUCUAUGUUUUCACUUCACUUCAGUAUAAAGCAAUAAAUGUGAAAAUUAAAAACAAAA
Messenger RNA from Sitodiplosis mosellana (orange wheat blossom midge), 3446 nucleotides. It is a transcript of the gene ple, whose product is annotated as tyrosine 3-monooxygenase. Bases 546 to 2255 code for a protein of 569 amino acids. The record is from RefSeq and is a predicted model, not a curated record. Gene Ontology annotation, biological process: dopamine biosynthetic process from tyrosine. The transcript has 9 exons. NCBI's taxonomy places the organism in Eukaryota, Metazoa, Arthropoda, Insecta, Diptera, Cecidomyiidae. Gene Ontology annotation, cellular component: cytoplasm; perikaryon; axon. Gene Ontology annotation, molecular function: iron ion binding; tyrosine 3-monooxygenase activity.